Tribolium madens (black flour beetle) is the source of this 3142-nucleotide messenger RNA. It is a transcript of the gene Sap130, whose product is annotated as histone deacetylase complex subunit SAP130-A. The transcript is spliced from 11 exons. Gene Ontology annotation, biological process: negative regulation of transcription by RNA polymerase II. NCBI's taxonomy places the organism in Eukaryota, Metazoa, Arthropoda, Insecta, Coleoptera, Tenebrionidae. Gene Ontology annotation, cellular component: Sin3-type complex. The coding region runs from base 190 to 2844 and encodes 884 amino acids. The record is from RefSeq and is a predicted model, not a curated record.
GCGUGAGCAAUGGCGUCAGUUCGGAAUUUGCGUUUUGUGGUGUUUAGUCUAUUUUAAGUGCAAACCUCAGUUUUAAGUUAAACUCAAAAUUAUGUUAUUUCGGUGUGAAAAAUGGUCAAAAAACUGCAAAGAUGCGUUUAACGUAAUAAUUUGAGUUUUUUAUGAGUAUAAUUGCGAAUUUUGUGAACUAUGAGCGGAAAUGGUGACGAGGGGAAAGAGUCCCACAAGUCCUUGCCUCUGGACUUGGCCCGGACACAAAUAACCACUGUCGGGAAAGCCCCCUUAUUGAUGACGAGUCAAGCCUUACGUGGAAUGCGAGUCCUGACUCAGGGAACGCCCCCAAACUCGGGCCAAGUCUCAAACGCCCCCACAAUAAUCACAACAAACAUCGUCCCCCACACCGUAUUCAAGCCAGAUGCUGCAAGGACGAGUUCUGCUAGCAUCACAAUCCAGAGACCUGCCCAAAUCACGCUUUCCACAGCCCCCGUUCCAUGUGGGACCACGUACCACGUGCCGCGGGGUCCGGCAGUCGUGGCGAAUCUAGCGGCGCCUCGGAGCAACGUGGCGUCGGUGCGCGCCCCCAUGGUGGUGGCAGCGCAAGCGAGCGGGUUUGUGCGGCCGCCUCGGACUCCAAGUCCCGCUCAAGGCACAGCCUGGCUCACGAACACGUCAAAUGGGUCGCAGAUUAAGGGGGCGACGACUGUGUUGAGUUCGCCGGUUAGAGGGGCAAGUGUCACAGGGAAGCCCCAGCUUGUCUCUAGGGCGCAAACGGGGCUGCAGAACGUGUCGACGAUUAGGCCAGGGACUACGAUUUUGCAUUCUGCGAUCACAAUCGGACACUCGUUUAAGCCGGGACAAAACGCGUCCGGGAUUCAGGGGUUAGGGAAUGUUACUAUUGCACAGGUGCUGCCUUCGAGGACCCAGGCUGUGGUUUAUAGUGCUAAUACUAGUGGACAGUUUACGGCGACUCCGAGACUUACAGUGAGUUCGUCACAAAAUCAGAGGCAAAAUGCUGCAACAAGACCUGUGGUAACGACGGCACGUUUGACGAUUCCGGUCAAUGUUACGCAAACAAGUGGGCGUUUGGUGGCCCCCCAAGCGACUGUUUUAACCUCGGGGGCGAGGAUCACAGCUGUGGCUUCGCAACCCUCUUCAGUUAUUGGUACAACAGCUAAUAGAAUCGUUUCAACGCAACCGAAUGUUACAAUAGGGCGGUUAUCAGUUGCUGCAAGUCCUGCACAAGUCUCAAACUCCAAUAUUAUAGGUCAGACGAGGACGCUUAAUCUCCUCGCCGUGGCUAAUACUUCGCAACCGAGAAGUGUGCACACGCAAGCAACUAAAGUUAUAACACAACCGGCUCAAGGUGCCAUUCAUUUUACUCCAAUACCGGCUGCUGUGAAGACUACGCAAACUGUUGUCACGGCUGCUAAUCGAACUGUUAAUGUCCCCACUGCAAUAGUUAGUCAAAGGCAAUCAGCGGUUGUUUCUUCGCAAACUAUACCAAUUGCUAGUGUGUAUUCUCAACAAGGCGAUAAUCAACAAGGACAAACUCCAACGGCCAAUGUUUUUAUUCCGUUGUCGUCGGUGCCCAGGAGGACUUCCCCCAGUCCUACAACUGCACCCCAAACCAGCAUCAACACAACAACAAGCAGUGUAACAACAUAUUCUCUCGCAAGUACGUAUUUUUACGAUGGUCGUUCUUUCGGCCAACAACCGACAUCUUUCGCCGCUCUUCCACAAGCACCCACUCAACAAAUACGACCAUCGUCUCUAAACACACAAGUCCACGGCAUUGUGACCAAUCAACAAAUGCGCUUUAACCCAGUUAUGGUGGUGGACCAGAACCGUACUCAACAAUUCUCGGGCCAAUCAGAGCUAAACUCGGAGCAAUCUCAAUCCGUACCGACAAAAAUGACGUCAUCGCCGCGUCCGAGCAUUUUACGCAAGCGCGACCACGAGGGGUCGCCCCUCAAGGCGGCCAAAAACCUCACACCGGUGUUGACCAACCUCACCCAGCAGCCCCUUCCGUCGAUUUCGCCCCCUUCGAGGCCCGAUUCGCGCGGAAAUGGGCAUAGUUCAGGCGGGAGCACCACCAUAUCAGCGACGUCCAGUCCAGGACUGGCUGAAGUGAAUGAAGAUAGUAUGCCACAUGCCCCCAUGAAUAAGGAGGAUGAGGGUGUGAAGCCCCCCAUGGAGAUGAGUCCGAGGAAGAAGCCAAGGAAGCAACAACUGACUGGGAGUAAUGAUAUUGAUGAGCAUAAUGAUGACAUGCAGUUUAUUACUGAUAGUUCGCUGAAGAAGGAACAGGAGGAUUCUGAUGGAAAUCAGAGUGAUGAGCCGAGAGAUGGGGCCCCGGAGGCGGGGCAAGUGACGACUGUUCGAAAACCAGCGUCAGCAAGCUUGUUGAAUAGCUAUAGGCAGACGUGGAAGGCCACACAUAAUCACUAUUUGAGGUAUUCGGACGUGAGACCCAAAGAUGAGCGGAGGCCUACGAUCAUGGAUUUGGCCAAUCAGUACAGAGUGCAAGAGAAGGUGAACGGUUGGAAAAUCUAUCAUCUUUCGACUCAAAUGGAGGAUUUGGCCGAGCAAGAGCAGCAAGUGUACAACCAGUUGAACGAAUUGCUUAAAAACACCGAAUCUCAAGAGGCGUUAGACUUUGAGAAGGAUAUAAACCGAAUCAACGAACUUAUCAAGGGUAAUUUGCAAAGGAUUAAAAUCAUCAACGAUGGAAUGAUUGAAGCGAAGACCCAAAUUAUGAAAAUCUUUGACCAUAAGGGUCAUGUCACGGAUAUUAUUAAUAGAUGUGCCAGUAAACGUAACUUCAAGAAACGGGAUAAAUCGUAAAUUUGUGAUUUGAUUUUUUUUGCUUUGAUUUUUUAGACAUUAGGUCGGAGAUCAAGAGAAAAGUAGUUUUAUACAGAUUGCGUGUAUAUUUUUCUGAGUUUUUCUUGUAUUUAUUAUUUGAUGUUGAUAUUUUGAAUUAUAUAGAGAUCUUAAAGUAGAUAAGCGGUUUUGUAAUAAAUCAAAGUGUGCAGUUCUUGUACACGGGCUUGUAUGUAUAUUAUUACAUCCAUUGGUGGAUGAGACUAAACUUUUCCAGUGAAUUACUGUUGAUGUUUAUAAUAAAGUUGGUUUAAAUUUC